GCGCGGCUGCGGCUGCGGCCCGGAGCCGAACGGCGGCGGACCCGGAGCGGCCCCGGUGGCGGCCCCGCUCGGCCCCGCCAUGGCCCGGGACCCGGCCUUCGUGCUGCGCUACCUGGCCGAGGUGGAGGAGCUGGCCGAGGACGUGCUGGCGGCACGGCAGCAGAUCGUGGACCUGGACGUGAAGCGGAACCGCAACCGCGAGGCCCUGCGGGCGCUGCAGAAGGACCCGGAGCCCGACGAGAAGGCCAUGGUGUGCUUCGGGGGUAUGUUCAUCGAGCUGCCGAAGGCGAAGACCCGGGAGAUGCUGCGGCAGGACCAGGAAGAGCUGGAUGAGGAGAUAAACAACCUCCGGAAAGAGCUGCGGGUGAAGGUCAACCGGCUCUACGAAGCUCAAGGUAAACCUGAGCUGAAGGGGUUUAACCUGAACCCCAUGUCUGCUGAGGAGAUGAAGCUCAUCAACCGCAUCCUGGAGGGCUGAGGUGGCCGUGCCAUUGUCACAGCGUGCUUGGCUGUCACUGGGGGCUCAUGUUUCAGUAGCCACAGCCCUUGGGACUUGCAGGACCUUGGUGUGUCCAGAGCCCACCCAGGUGAGGGCCCUGGGAAUGGUUUGGCUCCUCAGCUACAACUCUGCAGUUUCUCUGGACCACAAACUCUUUCCUGCUCUGUGCUGGACCUCGACACAGUGCUGGACAAAAGUCCCCAGCUGGGUUGGAACUGGGAUCAUUAAAAUCACAGCAGUGGGACAUUCCUGACUCCAUGUGUAUGUUCCUUGUUGGGGGUUUAUGUGAACUCUUCUGGGGUUUGGCUUCAGAGCUGCUCCUUUGUCACGUUGGGAACAGGAGUAGGAGGGGUUGGGAAUCCUCCACAUGCCUGAAGCACAGAGGAGGAGUUGUGCAUUCAAACAAAGCAAAGCUGUAUAUCUGAGGCACGUCAGGAAUCUCUAAGGAUGUGUAGGGAGGAGCAGGAGGAGGCAGCAUCGUUGUAGUCUUGCUGGGAAAACAUGUUCCACUGUUGGAAGGCAGGAGACGACAGAAAUGAGGCUUUCAGGACUGGAUGAAGAGAUAAAACUUGGGUAUAUUUUAAAAAGCAGCCUGAGGAGAGCUGAGCAGGAAUAGUCACUGAGUUUCUCUUGUAGUAAAAGGACAAUUGAUGUAACCAGUAGUAGUUUCUGCAAAGGUUUUAAAAUUUGCUGUUUUCUGCACUCCCCUCUCUGAAUGUGCCCCCCCCCCAAAUGCUUAACCUGGUCAAGAGCAUAAGUUUUUAAAAAAAUUAAUGAUAAUUAGUACAUGA
Camarhynchus parvulus is the source of this 1290-nucleotide messenger RNA. It is a transcript of the gene PDRG1, whose product is annotated as p53 and DNA damage regulated 1. Gene Ontology annotation, cellular component: prefoldin complex. NCBI's taxonomy places the organism in Eukaryota, Metazoa, Chordata, Aves, Passeriformes, Thraupidae. The record is from RefSeq and is a predicted model, not a curated record. Bases 80 to 478 code for a protein of 132 amino acids. The transcript is spliced from 5 exons. Gene Ontology annotation, biological process: protein folding.